Merops nubicus (carmine bee-eater) is the source of this 1074-nucleotide messenger RNA. It is a transcript of the gene TNIP2, whose product is annotated as TNFAIP3 interacting protein 2. The record is from RefSeq and is a predicted model, not a curated record. Lineage: Eukaryota; Metazoa; Chordata; Aves; Coraciiformes; Meropidae. Gene Ontology annotation, biological process: cellular response to lipopolysaccharide; regulation of transcription by RNA polymerase II. Gene Ontology annotation, molecular function: K63-linked polyubiquitin modification-dependent protein binding. The transcript is spliced from 5 exons. The annotation marks the transcript as partial.
GAAGUACAGAAGUUGAAUCAGCAGCUAGAGGAGAAAAAUGGAGAGAUACAGCAGAUGAUAAAUCAGCCUCCGUAUGAAAAGGAGAGAGAAAUCUUACGGCUUCAGAAGAGCCUGGCAGAGAGAGAGAAGGCUCAGGCCACCAGCGACGUUCUGUGCCGCUCGCUGGCGGACGAAACGCACCAGCUGCAACGCAAGCUGGCAUCCACAGCAGAAAUGUGUCAACAUCUGGCAAAACGUCUGGAGGAGAAGCAAAGAAAAGACAAGGGGAAUUCAGAUGACCAGAUAACUACCGAAAGAUCUAAUCAGCUUUUAGACAAUGAAACUUCACUUCAGGCUCUUAUCUGCAACCUACAAGACGAAAACAGGAUGUUAAAGCAAAAAGUAGCUCACGUGGAAGGCUUAAAUGCAAAAUGGCAGAGAUACGAUGCAAGCAGGGAGGAGUACGUGACCCGACUCCACCUGCAGCUGAAGGAGAUGAAGUCCCAUCUGGAGCAGCAGCACGGCAUAACUUCAGCCCAAACCACCUCUGACCUGAUGCACAAGGAGAUAUGCCGCUUAAACAAGCUACUGGAAGAAAAAAUGAACGAAUGUGUAAAAACAAAGAGAGAACUAGAAGACCUGAAGAAAGCUAGUGAAGGAGAUAAUGAGCGCAUACAAAUGCUGGAACAACAGGUGCUAGUUUAUAAAGAUGAUUUUACAUCUGAGAGAUCAGACAGAGAACGAGCACAGAGUAAAAUACAAGAGCUUCAGGCAGAAGUUGCAUGUCUUCAACACCAGCUAGCACGACGACAGGACUCAAGAGACACAAAUGGUCACUUCAGAGUUCACGUUGGUAACCAGAAUCAUACGUAUGUUCAGACAAACGUUGAACACCUGCGAGGCAGUAGCCCAGGCCAAACAGGCACGAGAAGAACUUCUUCACAGUCUGAGCAAGCUUCUCCUCCUGCGGACAGUGAAAACUCAGGGCCUGAUGGCAGGGCGCAGGGGGAACUUAGGUGCCCUCAUUGUAUGAGAUUUUUCAGUGAUGAACUCGGCGAUGAAUUCCUCAAGCAUGUCGCCGAAUGUUGUCAGUGA